Messenger RNA from Nycticebus coucang (slow loris), 2291 nucleotides. RefSeq names its product LysM domain containing 1 (gene LYSMD1). The transcript is spliced from 3 exons. NCBI's taxonomy places the organism in Eukaryota, Metazoa, Chordata, Mammalia, Primates, Lorisidae. Bases 669 to 1352 code for a protein of 227 amino acids. The record is from RefSeq and is a predicted model, not a curated record.
CGGGAGCUGGGCCUUCUGGGAAAUGAAGUCUUGUUUUUCAAAGCGCUUGCCGCUCAGGUGGAACCGGGGCCUUGGAGCCUCUGGAGCUACAAGAACCUAGAUGUGGAGCAGGAAUUUGAGGAUGUGAUCUUUGUGAUGCGGCGCAGGCCUUUGAGAAUGUAUAAGUGAAAAGUGUACUAAAACGCCCGCGAUCGUCACGCGUUCGUCUGCUGCGACAGUCCACCUCGGGUGGGCCAUUUGUUCCCGACCCUAGCAGGCGAACCCCAGGACUAGUCGGUGCCGGAAUGGGGGGGCGCUCCGAAGCCAGUCUGCUCGACGUGGGGGCAAACUGAAGAGUGUUGAGUAGGGUGUUUAAAAUUCAAAGGUCAGAGGUCAGUGUAGAAAAGAGUGUGGGGUCCAAAGUUGGAGGGGUGCUAACUCAGGUAGAGACUGAAUACUAAAGGGAUAGAUUUGUGGGUGAGGGGUUUGGAGAGAGAAGCAGCAGCAAGCUAAGUGCUGAGCGUGGAGCUCUGGGGAGUGGGGAACUUGAGAAGAGAGAAGGGAAAAGAAAUCCCUUGAAUAUCCAUUCCCAGACUUCAGGCCUAGAAGAGAGAAGGGGAAAGAAGUCCCCUGAAUAUCCAUUCCCAGACUUCAGCUAGUUGCAACCCUAGCUUCUCAGGGUAUCAAAAAUGGCUUCACCCUCCAGACAACCCCGCCUCGGGGGAUCAGGACUACUUCACGGGAGCCGGGCUCGUUCUUACGGAAGCCUGGUUCAAUCGGCCUGCUCCCCAGUAAGGGAAAGACGCCUGGAGCAUCAUUUGGAGCCUGGAGACACCCUGGCUGGACUAGCACUCAAAUACGGGGUGACGAUGGAACAGAUUAAGCGUGCAAACCGCCUUUAUACUAAUGACUCCAUCUUCUUGAAGAAGACCCUCUACAUCCCCGUCCUGACAGAGCCCAGAGACUUGUUCAAUGUUUUGGAUUCUGAGGAAGAGAAAAACAGAGAGAAAGAGAUACACCCAAGUAAGAAUGAAGUUUUGCCACACUCAGCCGAGAGGAAGAAACAAGAGACAGGUUUAGGACGUGCCAAUGGCGAAGUCCUCUCUGCACCUGGCCAAGAAUCCCCCACACCCAUCCACGACCUCUCUGCCUCUGACUUCCUUAAGAAGCUUGAUUCACAGAUCAGCCUGUCAAAGAAGGCUGCUGCUCAGAAGCUGAAAAAGGGAGAAAGUGGGGUACCUGAGGAGGAUGCAGGACCCCACCUGAGCUCCCCUCGGACACAGCAACGAGCAGUUCUGGGUCCUGUACCGUUGACCCGUACCUCUCGAACCCAGACACUACGGGACCAGGAGGAUGAAAUCUUCAAACUCUGAUGUCCCCAGAACUGAUUGAGAGAAGUAAGAUGUUGAAAGAACAACUUGAGGAGGAGGAGCCUGAGGUUAGGCUCAAGAGCAUGGCUUCCCAGGCCACCUUUUUCCACUCUAGCCAUCUUCCCCAGCCUCCUUCUCUGCCGAGAGUUCCUUGACCUGGGGUAGUUUUAUUGGUAAGAGUAGGGGAUGUGGAUUGGACUCCUUUCCAAUUCUUGGGCUGAACCUAGAGCUGUCCUUUAGAUGUAAAAGACUCUUUUUUCAUACAUGCUGCCUUUCCUAUCCCUCUCACCAUUCCCUGGCCUUAAAGCAGGGAAGCAGAGACUCUCUUCAACUUCCUCCUCAUCUCCAACUAUGUUAUCUAAUUUAUUUGGUGCUAUAUUGAACUAAUAUUUAUUCACUGUAUCCUAUUCCUUCUCACUCUUAGCUGAAAAAUGGGAUUUCGAUAGCCCUGGAAUGCGGGAGCCCAGGAAGAGUGAGCAAGUACCUGCUGGUCCUCACCUUCCCCAUCCUUAGCCAAGGAUGUUAUUGAGGAUGGGGCAACCAGUGAUCUACUCCCAUCACAGAAAAUGGCAGAUGGUGCCAGGCCUUUUCCUCAGUCAUAAAGUAAAGGAUUCAAGUUCAGUCUUGACUAACUCCCUGUGACUUUCCCACAACUCUAGCUCUGAGAAAAGUAGCACUGUAGGGAUCUGAACUCUCCAUUCCAACAGUUCACCCUUCUAACCUGUUCCUCUGCUCAGCUUAUGAGGGGCUAAGGGAUGGAAGGAUUUCCUUGGAGCUUGAAGAGGACAGUUGAGGGGAUCUCUUUGUUAUACCCUCUUUCCACCAGAGCCUGCCUGCCAAUGCCUUGCCCCUCACUGUGUAUUUAUUUGCACUUUGUAGCACUGGUCUGUGGUACAGUUAUAUUUUUUGUUUGUUUCUUAAACAGAAGUAGGCAAGGGAACC